AUGGCGGGAUUCACAAAAAAAGAUCUAUAUAACCAUUUUGACAGAUCGAGGCGUGCUAAGAUAAAAGAUGGUGAUGCACAUGCAGCAUUGAGUUACCUAAUUUCUAAGGCAGAUGAAGAUCCACUAUUGCAAGGAAAGUUUACUUUGAAGGAUGGUAAGCUUGAUAAUUUAGUGUGGGCUGAUGGAUCUAGCAUCACUGAUUACCAAUGUUUUGGUGAUGUGUUGGCCUUCGACACGACAUACCAAAAAAAUAAGUAUAAUAGGCCGUUGGUUGUCUUCUCAGGAACAAAUCAUCAUGGACAAACAUGCAUUUUUGGUUGUGGUUUAUUAUCCGAUGAGAAGCGGGAAACCUAUGUUUUGGUGUUGAAUAUGUUCAUGGAGAUAAUGGGUAAUAAACAACCUAUAGCCGUGGUGACAGAUGGAGAUCUUGCAAUGAGGGAGGCAAUAAAAGAAGUUCUUCCAAACGCUGCACACCGUCUUUGUGCAUGGCAUCUAUACCAGUUUGAGAGAAGAUGGCAUAACUUGAUAUCUGAGUACGGGCUUUUUGAGAAUGAAUGGUUGCAAAAGACAUACGGGAUCAAAGAAAUGUGGGCUUCCUCAUAUUUAAAUGAUAAGUUUUUCGGUGGAAUCAGGACUACGUCACAAUGCGAAGACAUUGAGAAGCAAGCUGCCGAUAUUUUUACUAGAAACAUGUUUAAAGAGGUUCGGUGUGAGAUAGAAGAAGCUGGCAAAUUAAAUGUUGUUACACAUUCAGUAAGCAACAAUGAAGUUAAGGUGAGAAUAAAUAAAUACAGGCAACUCGGGAGGGAAUGUGAAGUACAAUAUGAUAAAGUCACUAAAAAGUUUGCUUGUGAUUGUCGUUUGUUUGAAAGUCGUGGCAUUCCAUGUUGUCAUAUUCUCUGUAUUAUGAGACAUGACCACAUCGAUAUCAUUCCUGAUACUCUUGUCUGCACGAGGUGGACUAAAAAUGCUAAGAAGGAUUAUGUAUGUUCAGUUACAUCCACAGAAACUGACUCUGAAAAUAUUGCUGGUAUUAGAUAUGGUGCUCUAGCAACACUGUGUUUCACAUUAUGUGAGUCGGCAUCAAAGAAUCGAGAUGACUUCAUGGAGAUUAGAGAUGACAUUUUUGGACUAAUCCAAAAGCUUAAAAAGAGACGCGAUCCCGAGUCCAAGGUUCUUUCUAAUGCGUGUAUGGUCGGUGACCCAACUGUUGUGAAGACAAAGGGAGCCCCUCGUCUAAAUAGAUGGGCAAUAAAAUCUCGUAAGUGUUCUCAUUGUACAUGUCGUGGUCAUACGAUUCGAAGGUGUCCCGAAUUAUACAGCAGAGACGUCCUACAUACUAGUCAUCACCAAUCGAGUGAUGAACUCAAUGAUGUGAAGAGUUAUUCUGAGGAAGAAACAAAUUACCAAAGCAAUGAUGAGAGCAAUGUUCAGAGUGUAGAUCGCAGAUAUUUUAGUGACAAUGGAACAAAUAAAUUAGCUACACAAAAGAAUAAGAAUGGAGUUAAGGCUACCAAGGAUACAAGAGUUGAUGACACAAGUCUAAGGUCCAAAAAGCAUAAACGAAGAUGUUCUAAUAUACAUAAGGCACAUAAGAGUGGACAACCAAAUAACCAUGAUAUUGGAAAAACAUGUCAACCUAAUCUAAUAGAUCAUGUGAAGCUCCAGAACCAGCAUUUGAAUGAAUUACCUGUGUAUCCUACCUUUUCAGGAUUUUCCGUUCCAUCUUAUCAUCCAUACAAUGGAACACCAUUGUACCAGUCAUAUUCUCCAUAUUAUUAUAAUGUGCCUAAUGAAAAUCUAUUUUGGAAUGGAGAGGUUCAUGAUCUUAAUAAAAAUAGAAAGCAGUGA
This is a messenger RNA of Arachis duranensis, 1851 nucleotides long. RefSeq names its product protein FAR1-RELATED SEQUENCE 5-like. Gene Ontology annotation, molecular function: zinc ion binding. The coding region runs from base 1 to 1851 and encodes 616 amino acids. NCBI's taxonomy places the organism in Eukaryota, Viridiplantae, Streptophyta, Magnoliopsida, Fabales, Fabaceae. The transcript is spliced from 6 exons. The record is from RefSeq and is a predicted model, not a curated record. Gene Ontology annotation, biological process: regulation of DNA-templated transcription.